UUAGAAACAAUGUACGCGUACCAGCUAAUCAUGUCACUCCCUCAAGAUCUACAUGAGAAGACUCGAACUAAACGUGAAGCAACCCAUGUUUGUUCAACUGCGUUUCCUUGUUUUUUAUUUAAUAUAAGCCACCUUUGGGUUACGACUCAUUCAUUUAAUAUAGACUAGUACUUUGAGAUUCGAGUACAGUUGCAACCUAGGAAUUUCAUGAAUGCCAUCCUCUGAUCAUUCCAUUUUCUAGCUGUUCUUUAUCCUUCUCCUCUCUCUCUCUCUCUCUCCGUGACAAUUUGCUGAUAGUCUUUCCGGUGACAUCUCAUAUCUGGGGAUGUCUCCUUCAAGCAGAAGUUGUGGGAAUGUUUGGGGAACUGCGAAUGGCUAUGGUUCCAUUGAGCACGAAGUGUCCAAGAUGGAUACACUGGCCGGAAUCGCCAUCAAGUACGGUGUCGAGGUGGCUGACAUUAAGAGAAUAAACGGGUUGGCCACGGAUUUUCAAAUCUUCGCCUUGAAGACCGUACGGAUACCUUUACCCGGAAGGCAUCCCCCUCCUGCCUCUUUGCCUAAUAGUGCUGCUUCUUCAGGGGACAAAAAUGCUGAAAAAGCAUCAUCAAGUACAGGCCACUACAAUUUGUCAAAGUCCUCUGAGCUAUUUAAAUGUACUAGCUGGAUCCACAACAACCGACUGAAGGGUCAUGAGUUGCCUGCUUCUGGUUCAACUUCAAAGUAUCGAAAGAUGGUCACCGGUUCCUUGGUGGAGAAUUGUUCAACUAUUGAUUACACAUCCAUCUUCGAUGUCAUAGAUAGUGAAGGUGAGGAAUCUAAUACGAAAUCUACUAGGAAUUGUCAAGAAACCGAGGCCGGUUCUCCGAAUGCCACACCAGAGAAGCUGUUGAAAGGAGAAAAUGGUGGCGGAAACAGUAGCUUCUUAGCAACUAGAGGGAAGGCUUUGGUUUUGAGAGCUAAGUCAGCCAGCCGAACAUCACUGGCCACUGAUGCACAGUCAAGCUGGACAAACUCAACUCGAGCGGGAGCGGGAGACGACAUAAUUGUGAAUGAACAUCCUGGACUACAAAAAGCUUCGAGCGCGUCAAGCUUACAAAUUCAAGACACAACCAAUUCCUCAUCAAUUUGGGAAACAUCAAAGUGGAGCUUGAAACCAGACCUCCCACUGUUUUCAGCAGCAUCCCUCACGGGGCCAAUCCUCGAUGGCUUGGCAUUGCCAAUAACGAUUUCAGGAUGGAGGAGUAAAACUGCCCUUGAUUAGGGCGCAUAAAAGUACAUUGAUCGACCUAUUCUUGACCUGUUUGAUAUAUGGUUAUUUCCUGGCUAUAGAUGCUAAAAAAGAGGAUUAUACAAACUAAAGCUCCAAAUUUGGCAAAUUGAAAUGAGCAAAAAUGUUGAUUAAAAAAUAAUAAAUUGAAGAAUUCAUACAAUUGAUAUGUUUCUUG
This is a messenger RNA of Syzygium oleosum, 1445 nucleotides long. RefSeq lists its product as uncharacterized. Bases 326 to 1261 code for a protein of 311 amino acids. The transcript has 4 exons. The record is from RefSeq and is a predicted model, not a curated record. Lineage: Eukaryota; Viridiplantae; Streptophyta; Magnoliopsida; Myrtales; Myrtaceae.